AUGUUCAGCCCGGACGGGGGGCUGCCGGCCGCCCCCUUCGGCCUUCUGACCGACGCCGGACCUCCCUUCCCCCGCGGCAGCUUCGACGGAGCGCCCGCUCAGCCGCUCUUCUUCCCCUUCGCCGCCACCGCCGAGCCCGAGCCCGCCCGCGACCCGCCGCCGGCCCGCGCCUGGCUGCCCCCGCCCGUGCCCGUGCCCGCGCCGCCCGCCAAGGUGGAGGCGCGCCCGGGCCGGCCCUGCAGCCAGCCCGAGCCCGAGCCCCGCGCCGCCGCUUGCUGCGGCCCGGCCUGGCCGCCCCCGCCCUGGGCCGGCCCGGCGCCCUCCGGCCCCGCCGCCCUGCCCGGGCCGCCCUUCCCCGGCCCGGCUGCCCCUGCCUUCCCCGGCCCCCAGCUCUGCCCCUCCGCGCUGCAGCCGGGCUCCGGCGGCCCGUCGGGGCUGGGCAGCAGCGGCAGCUCCAGCGGCGCCGCCAGCGAGGGCGGACACUCCAGCGACAGCGGUGAGGAGGAUGCGCCAACCUCAGGAGAGCUGGAGCAGUUCGCCAAGGACCUCAAGCACAAGCGCAUCAUGCUGGGCUUCACCCAGGCUGACGUGGGGCUGGCGCUGGGCACCCUCUACGGGAAGAUGUUCAGCCAGACAACCAUCUGCCGCUUCGAAGCGCUCCAGCUCAGCUUCAAGAACAUGUGCAAGCUAAAGCCGCUGCUGCAGCGCUGGCUCAACGAGGCGGAGAACACGGACAACAUGCAAGAGAUGUGCAAUGCAGAGCAAGUACUAGCCCAAGCCCGGAAGAGAAAACGCAGGACCAGCAUCGAGACCAACGUGAAAGGGACACUGGAGAGCUUCUUCCGCAAAUGUGUGAAGCCCAGUCCCCAGGAGAUCUCUCAGAUCGCUGAGGACCUCAACCUGGAUAAAGAUGUGGUCCGGGUCUGGUUCUGCAACCGGCGUCAGAAAGGCAAACGGCUGCUGCUGCCCUACGGCAACGAGGCCGAGGGGAUGAUGUAUGACAUGAACCAGCCCCUGGUGCCCUCCACUCUGCCCAUCCCAGUGACGUCCCAGGGCUACAGCCUGGCACCCUCCCCCCCUGUCUACAUGCCGACCUUCCACAAAGCUGAGAUGUUCCCACAAGCGCUGCAGCCUGGGCUCUCCAUGAGUAACAGUGGCCACUGA
Molecule: messenger RNA, 1164 nt
Organism: Melospiza georgiana
Lineage: Eukaryota; Metazoa; Chordata; Aves; Passeriformes; Passerellidae
Product: POU domain, class 5, transcription factor 3-like
Exons: 5
Coding region: 1-1164 (387 amino acids)
Biological process (GO): regulation of transcription by RNA polymerase II
Molecular function (GO): RNA polymerase II cis-regulatory region sequence-specific DNA binding; DNA-binding transcription factor activity, RNA polymerase II-specific
Source: RefSeq, a predicted model, not a curated record